Molecule: messenger RNA, 2109 nt
Organism: Sebastes umbrosus (honeycomb rockfish)
Lineage: Eukaryota; Metazoa; Chordata; Actinopteri; Perciformes; Sebastidae
Product: heterogeneous nuclear ribonucleoprotein A0-like
Exons: 1
Coding region: 102-1079 (325 amino acids)
Molecular function (GO): RNA binding
Source: RefSeq, a predicted model, not a curated record
GGCAGAGUGAAGUCCAACGGCCCGCCCUGACGCCCGCUCAUUGAAGAAGAAGAAGACGGUUGGUUUUCUCUCUCGGAGCAGUUUAAACAAGAAACAUCAUCAUGUCGACGAAAUACUGUAAGCUCUUCGUCGGAGGAUUGGACGUGGAGACGACGGAGGAUGGCGUCCGAAAACACUUCGAGCAGUUCGGCACGCUCAGCGACUGCGUGGUGGUGAUGAACCAGCAGAUCCAACGCUCCCGCUGCUUCGGCUUCAUCACCUACUCGACGCCGCAGGAGGCCGACGCAGCAAUGGCGGCGAACCCACAUGUGGUGGAAGGCCGCGACGUGGAGCUGAAGCGGGCGAUAUCCAGAGAAGACGCUCACAACCCGGACAUCCUCGCCAACGUGAAGAAGAUAUUCGUCGGUGGAGUUAAAGACCACAUCGAGGCGGACCACCUCACCGAGUACUUCUCGCAGUUCGGCGUGGUGGAGAAGGCCGAGAUUAUCUCCGACAAGCAGACCGGCAGGAAGAGGGGAUUCGGCUUUGUCUUCUUCGAGGACACCGACUCCGCCACCAAAGCGGUGCUCACCAAGUACCACACCAUCAGCGGCAACAAGGUGGAGGUGAAGAAGGCGCUGACCAAGCAGGAGAUGUCUACUGGAAGUGGCGGUGGACGCGGAGGGCGAGGUAGAGGGAGGAUGCCGUAUGGUGGAGGUAGAGGCGGCGGCGGUGGCUACGGAGGCGGCGGUGGCUACGGAGGCGGUGGUGGCUACGGAGGCGGCGGCGGCGGCGGCUACGGAUGCGGCGGCGGCUAUGGAGGGGGGUAUAACGGAGGUGGAGGUGGUGGAGAAGGAGGAUACGGAGGCUAUGAGGAAGGGGGAUACGACAACCAAAUGGGGGGUGGGUAUAGUAAUGGUGACUUUGGCGAUGGCUACGGACAGCAGCAAUCCAGUUAUGGUGCAGUGAAAGGGGGCAACUCCUACUCCUCCUCCUCCUCCUACAGGAGCGGUGCUCCGUACAACAGAGGCGGCGGUGGAGGUGGCUACGGCCGGGGUGGCGGCGGCGGCGGUGGUAGUGGAUUCAGCGGUGGCUAUUAAAAAAAAAAAAAAAAAAAGAAGUCCCAAGGUUUUGUGUUCAUGGGGGUAAAUCCUGAUUACAGCGAACUUGAAUUUACAUUUACACACAUUACAUUGAGGGGUCUUUGUUGCAGUUUUAAGGGAGCCCAUCAUCAUCAUCACCCCCCCAACACACACACACACAUGGAAUGAAUGAGACUGUCCUCUCUGGAUCCUGGACCCCCAUCAUCUGUCCUCUUAUUCCAACACAUUAUGGACUUUAUACUACUAAGAAAUUUGGGAAUUGUUAUGUUUUUUUGUGGGGGGGGGGGGGAGGGGUGGGAAAGACUUGCUUUGAAACCAUUUGUAAAAGUCACUGCUUCUCAACUCAAACAAAAAUUGAGUUUGUCCUCUUAUUCCAACACAUUAUGGACUUUACUACUAAGAAAUUUGGGAAUUUUGUUAUGUUUCUGUUGGGGGGAAAAGACUUGCUUUGAAACCAUUUGUAAAAGUCAGUCACUGCUUCUCAACUCAACAAGAAUUGAGUUUAAAUUGAGUUUGUCCUCUUAUUCCAACACAUGGACUUUAAUACUAAGAAAUUUGAGAAUUUUGUUAUGGUUUUUUUUGUGGGGGGGGGUGGGGAAAAGACUUGCUUUGAAACCAUUUGUAAAAGUCAGUCACUGCUUCUCAACUCAAAACAAAUUGAGUUUGUUUGUCUUGCAAACCAGCCAGAUUGUGUGUCUGUUAUUUUUGCAUCAUGAACUCAGGGUUUUUAGGUAAUGUUGGUGGCAGUGUCGGGGACAGCAUGGGACUCUGGUUGCUUGUUGAGUUUCUUGAUCUUAAAAACACUUUCGUGAUUUUUUUUUUUAUUAUUAUUUUUUAAAAAAGGAGGAAAAAAUGUCACGGAUUUGUUUUUGUUAUCUGUAAAUUUCUUUUUUUUUUUUCUUCCACCCGUCCCAUUUACAAGGCUUUUUGUUUAGAUUAAAAAACUGUUUUUGAAAAAUCCACGUGUUCAGUUCACCCUUAUGUUUGAUUCUGCUUUUAUUAAAGUUUUUAAUGUUUUGAAAAUCUA